Molecule: messenger RNA, 2547 nt
Organism: Penicillium salamii
Lineage: Eukaryota; Fungi; Ascomycota; Eurotiomycetes; Eurotiales; Aspergillaceae
Source: the annotation of a GenBank genome assembly
AUGGCAGGACCGUUCGCGAAAAAAGCGACCACACCGGCUAGAGCGUCCUCUGGACAAAAGCAAUCAUCUACCAAGAAAAAUACAAGUAUCUUGAGCUUUUUUCAAAAGACAGACACGCCACCAGGUGCCAGUUCUCGCCAGCCUCGGAUCACUCAAUUUGGAACACCUGCCUCACGAUCACCGAGCAGUGGCCGAGGCACUCCAAUAAUUAAGCGGGGAGACCUGACCGCGAGCGAUGCGAGUGGGGGUCUUUUUCUCGAAGAUAAAAAGGGACUGGCAAAGAUUCAAGCAACAACGGAAGGGAGCAAAAAAACACGAUCGCCAACGCCCGAUAUCUGGGGCGACGAUGAAGAUCCCUCGAAGCAGGAUGAUAAAAGCAACAUUGAAACCGGAUCAGCGGCUAAGCGACGAAAGAUCGAUACACAGAGCACAUCACCCGUUGAGGCACAGGAAUCAAAUGCCACACCAAUCACGACCAAACCGUCCCCGCCUCCGAAGGCGCAGAACCGGAGUGGGCCUUUCAUCGACGAUUCAGACAGUGAGGAUGAUAUGAAAGCCUUCCGGGAUACUGAAGAGAUUGUGCCUGCUACUACCAAGGCCACUACCGCCGAGUCUUCAUCGCGAAAUCACACAGCGGACACAAAGCACUCCCCCGAGUCCACGCCCUCGCCAUUGGUAAGAGCCGCCACAAAUAAUGCCGAUUAUGAAGAACACGCGAAUUUUGACGAUAUAGAAGAAGACGACGAGCUUAUAGCGGAGGAGCUUCGAAACCGGCAUUGGGAGGCCGAAGAGCAAGACCAGAUCGAUUUGGAUAUAGAACUGGAUAAAGACACCAACGAUUGUUCGGGGGUAGAGGAGCCUGUCGAAGGGGAAGUGAGCACUUGUCCUAUCUGUCAAAAGGUGCUAAAUGGUCUUAACGAAACCGAGACAACUGUCCACGUCAACGAUUGUUUGGAUGGAAAGCCCAGCAUGUCCACGACAACACCAACACCAACACCAACACCAGCGUCAAAGCCAAUCCCAACAACCAGCUCGAUGCCUGUAGAUAUCAAUAAAGGGCUUACCCGUGCUGAAAGGGCUGCUAUCGCUCGACCUGCGCAAAGCGAUCCAUAUGCGCAACCGAAACCAAAUGGGAAGUCUGCAUUUUCCCAAAUGAUGGCCGGAAAUGCAGAGGAUACAGCUUGGAACACCGCAGCAGCUAACGAAGUUUCCUCGCGAGGUAAACAAGCGUACCAACGGACAUGUCCAUUCUACAAAAUCCUUCCCGGAUUUUCAAUAUGUGUUGAUGCUUUUCGUUAUGGGGCCGUGGAGGGAUGCAACGCCUAUUUCCUGAGCCAUUUCCAUAGUGAUCACUACAUUGGGCUAAGCAAGUCAUGGUGCCAUGGGCCUAUUUACUGCAGUCGGCCCACCGCCAAUCUGGUCCGUCAACAGCUUCGGGUUGAUCCCAAAUGGGUGGUCGAUCUCGAUUUUGAGUCCACAUGCGAGGUUCCAGGGACAGGGGGUGUACAAGUCACAAUGCUUCACGCAAAUCAUUGCCCUGGCAGCUCUCUAUUUCUUUUUGAGAAGAGCUCCGGGUCUGGACCCAAUGUCCGCCAGCAGCGGGUACUUCAUUGUGGUGACUUCCGUGCGUCUCCUGCUCAGGUGCAACACCCACUUCUCCGCCCCGAUGUGACAAAUCCUGUCACUGGCAAGCCGAGGCAACAGCAUAUCAACACAUGCUAUCUUGACACAACCUAUCUGAAUCCCAAAUACGGAUUUCCGUACCAGGAGGAUGUCAUCGCAGCGAGCGCAGAACUCUGUGUGCGCCUCAACCAGGAGGCUGGUAUUGGCAUUGAUACAGCAAAGAAUGGUGGGAGUGGUUUGAUGAGCAAGUUUCUUUCCACAAACACACCAGACAGUAAAGCUGCGGAUAGUGCUCCGCAGACUGGCGGUCGACUGUUGGUGGUAAUUGGCACUUACAGUAUUGGCAAAGAGCGAAUAUGUAUGGGCAUCGCGAGAGCCCUUGGAUCAAAGAUUUUUGCUACUCCACCGAAGCAGCGAAUCUGCGCAUGUUUGGAGGAUCCAGAACUCACCGCGAUGCUCACUACAAAUCCAUAUGAAGCGCAAGUACAUAUGCAAACACUCUUUGAGAUACGGGCCGACACACUUGCUGAGUAUCUUGAUGGUCUCAAACCACACUUUUCCAGGGUCGUCGGAUUCCGCCCGACGGGCUGGACGUAUCGCCCGCCCGCGGGACGGGUCUUACAGAAUCCUCCCGUGUCCACAGUUCUACAUGGCGAAAAUUGGAAAAGUCCAUUCACGAUCCAGGACCUCACCCCACAACGCGGGAGUACCAAGGAGAGCGCUUGCUACGGUGUGCCCUACAGUGAGCACAGUUCAUUCCGUGAACUGACCAUGUUUUGCUGUGCCUUGCGAAUUGGGCGGGUCAUCCCGACAGUCAAUGUUGGGUCCCAGAAGAGCCGAGACCAGAUGAAGGUUUGGAUGGAGCGGUGGGACGCGGAAAAGAAGAAGAAUGGCCUGUUUUCUGUAACCGGGGAUCGAUGGUGA